Malassezia globosa CBS 7966 is the source of this 3699-nucleotide messenger RNA. RefSeq lists its product as uncharacterized. Gene Ontology annotation, cellular component: PAN complex; P-body. NCBI's taxonomy places the organism in Eukaryota, Fungi, Basidiomycota, Malasseziomycetes, Malasseziales, Malasseziaceae. Gene Ontology annotation, molecular function: poly(A)-specific ribonuclease activity; protein binding; nucleic acid binding. The record is from RefSeq and is a predicted model, not a curated record. The coding region runs from base 1 to 3699 and encodes 1232 amino acids. Gene Ontology annotation, biological process: nuclear-transcribed mRNA poly(A) tail shortening. The transcript has a single exon.
AUGACGGAAUGGACGCAACAAGCACACGUGUUUGCAGAUCAUGCAGUAUCAGGUGUGCUGGGAGCUGUAACAUCCUUGCACUUUGAUCCAUUUGCUGAGCUCUUGUGGGCUGGUAGUGAGUCUGGCCAGCUGUCGUCCCACACCAAUACACUUCCUACUCUACCGCGCUAUACAUCAUUGGCUGCUCAUGGCACACCAACGCACCGACAAAGUGUGCGUGGGAUUCUCAGCGACGAUAAAUACGUGAUGAGUGUAAGUGAGCGUAGCGUGUGUGCAUCACAACGAAACGGCCUCAAUCGAUGGAUGCUUGACCUUGCGAAGGAGGCGCCCGGUUUCUUGCUUGCCGGUGUUUGUGCGUCACCCCAGAGCUCAUCUUCUGAUAUUAUCGUUGGUGGCGCAACGACGAGUGCCGCGCCAGCGUCUCCUGAACCUAACCCGGGUGACGCGCUUCUAGCAGUUCACGCAAAUUCAGGACGCAUCGUUCGUCGCGCACCUUCCAAUGCAGCAGUCACACAGGUACGAAAGGGUCAGAAGUAUGUGUGUGUAGGCACGGAACAUGGCACGAUUCAACUCCACGAUCCACGCUCUCUGCGUUCAGAGCACAAGCUCUCUGCACAUCAUGGCGGUCUUAUCGAUAUUCAGACAGAUGGACACAUGAUCUACAGUAUUGGAUGGACACUCCGGCAGGGCCGGCGAGUGGCAGAGCCAUUCAUCAAGGCCCAUGAUCUGCGUUCCAUGCACACACUUGUGCCGAUCCCACUGACCGUGCCUGGUGGGCCGGCGCACCUUGCAGUGCAUCCCAAGAAAUCGUCCAUUCUCGCCGUCGCGACGCCUCAAUCACAUUUCCAGCUUGUCGACAUCCAGCAGCCGGGACUGGGCCAGUUCUACACACUCGGGUCAUCUGCUUACAUCACUGCGUUGACGUUUUCAUCCUCUGCCGAUGCUCUGGCAUUUGGUGAGUCAGAUGGCACCGUUCGGCUGUGGACAAGCAACCAUACACAUCCGCAUCCGCCAGCAAGUGUGCGCUUCAAUGCGUAUACGACGGCGCCCGUCACGGGGCCUGACUAUGCGCCGCCGCCACCGGUCAUUGAAUGGUCCGAUGACACGCCACUCUCGUGCAUUGGCAUGCCGCAUUACACAACGCCAUUGCUCUCUCGUAUCGAAUACGAUUCACUAUGGACAGAUGCAAGUCCGCUCUUUACCAUGCACAAGCAUGUGAACGAGCACGCACUCGAACAUGCACGACAUGUCCAGGGCGUGACGUUUGCGCGCGUGCCACUUCAUUUGCGGGGCACACGCAAUCGACUUGUGCCAAGUGACCACGUGCUUUCGCGCUUCGAUCGGCAUGGGAAACUGACACCUGCAGCACGCACUCAAAUGAUGCAAGGGAGACGCAGUGGAUUAGCGCGUCGCGUCGACGUGCCAAUGGCAGGGUUGUUCUCCGAUUUGUCAACGGUUGCUGCACCAGAGCCGCCCCAUUCUGACGGCAGCAGCCAACUUGAUGUGCAGAGUGAUGCGCGAAGCGGACGUCACCUGCGAACCCCAGGCAGCGACCACGCCGAUAGUAUGCCACAUGAUUUCAGAUAUCUGACCAUUCAGUACAGCCGCUUUGGCGUCGAAGACUUUGAUUUCGCUUCCUACAAUCAAACUCCGUACUCAGGCCUGGAAACAAAUAUCAGCGCAGCGUAUGCCAAUUCAUAUUUCCAAGCACUGCAUUAUACCAAGCCUUUCCGAGCCUUUGCGAAACGCCACAUCAUGAUGCCGUGCACGGCUGAUGACUGCUUGUUGUGUGAAGCCGGAUUUUUGUUCCGCAUGUUGGAGGAUGCUCGUGGCACGAACUGCCAGGCAUCAAAUGUCCUUCGCGUGCUGACACGCACGCCGCAAGUGGCUGUUCUCGGCUUGCUCGACGACCAAGUGGCCAAUAUGUCGUACGCACACAUGGUCCAGACGCUGAAUGGCUUCUUCCUCGAUCAAGCGUCGCAGCGUGCGUUGAGAACAGGCGCCUCCAUGUCCCUGUCUUCUACCAUGUUCACGCUAUGUGCGAAUCCAUGUGCGUGGUCCAUGAUGACGUACAGCACAUGCGGUGAGUGUGGCCACACCACCGUUCACCCACAUCUGUCUCAUGUCGUGGACCUAUUGUACCCACCAGGGAGACCUUCCCGGCUGCACAAUAGUGGCGGUGGUACCGGCACCGGCACCGGCACCAGCACCAGCCCCAGCACCAGCACCAUCGGCGGUAUGAAUAUAGGUGGUAUUCCUAGUACCACAACAUAUCCUGCGUCCGGUCACGCGUCAACAGUGGCUCCUGGAGGUACGCACGACUUUGCAUCCCUAGUAAGCGCUUCGAUCCUCCGUGAGACUCUGUCCAAAACCCCAUGCCGUCAGUGUCGCUCGCCCUUCUCGCACCAUCGGUCUUGGCGUGCAAUGGCAUCAACAGAUGCGCUCCCAUCUGUAUUGUGUAUCAAUGCAAGCGCACUGCAUGCCGAACAGCUCACGCAUUGGGCCGAACCGACUCGCAGCGGACGCACUUUCGUGCCCCCGCGACUCGUGAUGUAUGUUGACAAAAUGGGGCUUGUUCAUGUACAGAGCGAGUGGGAAGAUGAGCUACUCGAGAGUCGUUCACAAGACGACAAAGAGGCGCUUCGCUCCCAUGCUGCUUGUUACAUGUUGCGUGCGAUGGUGAUCCAGGCUCAAGGUCGCUUUGAUGCCCCUCAUCUGUGUACGCUUGUGCGUUCACCAAAUGAUGAUGAGCCGAACGCUUGGUACCUAUUCAACGAUUUUCUCGUGCGCCCGAUCGACGCAGAAGACGCUCUUCGUUUUGGCGAGACAUGGAAGGUGCCGGCCAUACUUAUGUGGGAACGCACCGAUGCAGCAGCUCAAUCCCAUGCAGCGCAUCUUGCUGAGCUCGGAAGUCAUCUGCAGCUGGAUACCUCGCUGCUCUUGCACGACGUGCACAUGUCGCAGCACCGCGAUGCGUCGCUCUGUCGACACCGUGUGUUGGACAAGACGGAGCUGCCCCAACCGGGGACCCUCGUUGCGAUCGAUGCAGAGUUUGUGGCGCUCGCGCACGAAGAGCUCGAUGUGUUUUCCGAUGGGACACGCACACUGCUGCAGCCCAGUCGCCUUGCACUGGCACGUGUGUCCGUGCUGCGUGGCGAAGGACCUCGGCAAGGCGAGCCGUUCUUGGACGAUCACAUCCACACGACGGAACGUGUUGUCGACUACCUCACACAAUUUUCAGGCAUCCAUGCAGAUGAUCUUGAUCCUGCCCGCACACGCAAAACACUUGUGUCGCACAAGACAGCGUACAAGAAACUGCGAAUGCUGACGGAUCUCGGCUGCCGCUUCAUUGGACACGGACUCGCGAAAGACUUUCGCAUCAUUAACAUCUAUGUGCCGCCGCAUCAGGUGAUUGAUACGGUACAGCUCUAUCACUCUGCGGCACAUCCACGCAACCUGUCACUGCGUUUCCUGUCGUGGUUCUUGCUUAAACGGGAUAUCCAGCAGGGGCUUAAGAUCCGCACGGAGUCGGCAGAGCAGAGUCACGAGGGACACGACUCCAUUGAGGAUGCACUGGCUGCAUUGCAGCUGUAUCAGAAGUACGAGGAGUUUGUGCGCGAUGGUCGCUUAGAGGACAUGCUCGAGGACUUGUAUGAGAUUGGACCUCGCGUCAACUGGCGGCCACCAGAAAAAACAUAG